UUCCCCUCGCAACCCUACAUUAAAUAUAAUCCUAGUUGCUCCCAUUUUCAACGAUCUGUUGCACCAUCAAUCUUGGCUUCAAAGGAGGAUUGUUUGCAUUAGGAGUGUUGCGAUCCAGUCUGGUGGCUAAGCUUAGUCCGCUGGUCGUGCGCUCCCAAAAGAAGAGCAUUAUGAAGAAGCUCGUCCAUUUUGAUGUUAUUGUCUAGGUCAGGAGAGGAGAAAGAGGAAAAAAGAACGAAGAAAUUUGCAUGUGAUGCUGCUUCUACAAGCAACGAACAGCUCAUCGUUUUCCAUCAUGCCCACUAUCAUUGCACUGGCCUUCUGAUGAAGAUGGGAGUGACGAGACCCAUCUUUUUACUGAGGAAAGGAGUGUGAAGGUGCUUCCAUCUUUCCCAGAAGCCAAGAAGACUAGAAGAGCUGCUCGUUCUUCGAGUCUAACUAUUCUCCAAGUAUUGCUGUGAAGUGACUGUAGAAAAUGGAAGGGAAGUUCGUCGUUUUUCUGACAAUUCUCUUGUUGGAAUCGAUUUGCUUGAAUGUCUUGGCAAAACCCGAAGAGGAUAAGCGAGCAUUACUGGAUUUUCUUGGCAAUGUUUCCCUCUCGCGCGCUCUCAAUUGGAACAAGGAUUCUUCUGUUUGCCAGUCCUGGACUGGGGUCACGUGUAAUAACGACCAAUCGAGGGUCAUCGCCCUCCAGUUGCCUGGAGUGGGGAUCAGCGGUCCAAUACCACCGAACACGCUGAGUCGCUUAUCGGCACUUCAAAUUCUGAAACUCAGAUCGAAUAGUAUAUCGGGAUCAUUGCCGUCUGAUUUUUCCAAGCUCAAGAAUUUGACUGGCCUUUAUCUCCAGAGCAACAACUUCUCGGGUCCAUUGCCUUCGGAUUGGUCCGUUUGGCCGAACCUCACCGUUGUUAAUUUGUCUAACAACAAAUUCAAUGGGAGCAUACCCUCUUCAAUAUCCAAUUUGACAUACCUCGCGGCUUUGGAUCUGGCGAAUAACUCGCUUUUUGGAGAAAUUCCUGAUUUUAAUCUCCCAAAUCUGCAGAUGCUGGAUUUGUCCAACAAUGAUCUUGCAGGACGCGUGCCUCGGUCGCUUCAAAGGUUCUCUAGUCAGACAUUUGCAGGAAACGAUGUUUCCUUCGAGGAUGAUGCAUCACCUUCGGCUCUUCCAGCUAAACCUCCUAGCGUCGGACCACCCAAAAAAGCCAGCAAACUCAGCGAACCGGCACUUGUAGGAAUCAUCAUCGGUGGUUGCAUACUCGGAGUCGUGGCAAUUGCUCUUUUCAUGAUCGUGUUCUGUUCGAGUGGAGGAAUCAAAAGGAGAGCAUUGCUGAAGUCGCAGAAGCAAGAAGUGUCUCAAAAGAAGAGAGGGGUCGCCGAGAGCCAAGAAAAGGACAACAAGAUCGUGUUCUUCGAGGGCUGUAACUACGCAUUCGAUCUCGAGGACUUGUUGAGAGCUUCUGCCGAGGUGCUUGGGAAGGGGACGUUCGGGGCGAGCUACAAGGCGUCCCUGGAGGACACGACCACGAUGGUGGUUAAGAGGCUGAAGGAGGUGAGCGCGGGCAGGAAGGAGUUCGAGCAGCAGAUGGAAAUGGUCGGGCGCAUCAGACACGAGAACGUAGCUCAACUCAGGGCGUACUUCAGCUCGAAGGACGAGAAGUUGCUCGUGUACGAUUUCUACGGCGAAGGGAGCGUGUCGUCUCUGUUACACGGCAACGUACGCGAACGCCGGGGUCCCCUGGACUGGGAAACUCGCCUGAAAAUCGCGAUCGGCACCGCACGAGGCAUCGCUCACGUCCACACGCAAAACGGCGGAAAGCUCGCCCACGGCAACAUAAAGUCCUCGAACAUAUUCCUAAACUCCGAGGGAUUCGGCUGCGUGUCGGACGUCGCCUUGGCUCCGAUGAUGAACCAGAUCCCCCUGCCGCUGAUGCGCAUCUCCGGCUACCGUGCCCCGGAGAUCACGGACAGCAGGAAGCCGUCGCAGGCGUCGGACGUCUACGGCUUCGGGGUCCUGCUGCUGGAGCUCCUCACGGGGAAGUCCCCGGUGCACGCCACGAGCGGCGACGAGGUGGUCCACCUGGUCCGGUGGGUGAACUCGGUGGUCAGGGAGGAGUGGACCGCGGAGGUGUUCGACAUGGAGCUCCUGCGGCACCCCAACAUCGAGGAGGAGAUGGUGGAGAUGCUGCAGAUCGGGAUGGCCUGCGUCGCGAGGAUGCCCGAGCAGCGGCCGAGGAUGCCCGACGCGCAGCGGAAGGUGGAGGAGAUCCGCCGCGUGCACACCGCGACGCAGCCGACCCCGGAGAUCAAGUCCCCGGGAUCAUCGGCUUCCGCUCCGCCGUCCCCGGCGGGGUCCCCGCCGCCCUCGGCGCGACAGCCUUAGAAGGGGUCUUAUUUUUUUUGGGGGUCAAUUCAAUCU
Syzygium oleosum is the source of this 2416-nucleotide messenger RNA. RefSeq names its product probable inactive receptor kinase At4g23740. The coding region runs from base 476 to 2380 and encodes 634 amino acids. The transcript has 5 exons. Gene Ontology annotation, biological process: protein phosphorylation. The record is from RefSeq and is a predicted model, not a curated record. Gene Ontology annotation, molecular function: protein binding; ATP binding; protein kinase activity. NCBI's taxonomy places the organism in Eukaryota, Viridiplantae, Streptophyta, Magnoliopsida, Myrtales, Myrtaceae.